Molecule: messenger RNA, 1614 nt
Organism: Cryphonectria parasitica EP155
Lineage: Eukaryota; Fungi; Ascomycota; Sordariomycetes; Diaporthales; Cryphonectriaceae
Exons: 1
Coding region: 1-1107 (368 amino acids)
Source: RefSeq, a predicted model, not a curated record
AUGCUCGAAUCUCAGGCACCAAGGCGACGCCCACUUCCCGAGUCAUCGAUCCAGAUCCCCUACUCACAUUCCCGCACUCGUAGCACAUCCUCUGGCGUCUUUCCAGUGCAGGUCCAACAGCCGCAACCACAGGCCAUGUAUCUUGGCCAGCCACAGCAGUAUGGCCGCCAGCGCCGCACGCCUUCCGUGAAUACAUUCAGCUCCGUCUCGAGCGGGGGCGGUGCCGAAAGAGGCCCUCCCCCUCCUGCAGCGUAUCGAAACUCUCCUCCCAGCAUGGACCUGCGUCGCUCCACCUCCUCUCGGUCCAACGGCUCCGUACAGCCUCUCAGCUAUGUCGCGCUCCUGCGAAAACAAAAGGCCACCGUCUGGUGCGACCGCGCACAGCCAGAGGACCCCUACAUGCUCGCAAAACAAAAGCAGGCAAAGAUGCGAGCCCUCCAGACAGUAGGGUCGGGAACUGGGUCCGGCACAUCGGGCAGCAACCGGACAUCCACUGGGCUCAGCAGUGCUGGCGGUAAGGUGGUGGGCAAGAUCCGACACCAUGGCAAACCCGCGGUGGUCGGGUACUCGCCAGACAGCAACUAUGUCGGCGUGGGCGGCGUACCAUUACGCCUUAGCGCGACGGAGGUGGAAGGCGAGGACUCUGACGACGACGAUAUGGCGAGCCAACGGCUGCAUCACCGCAGAACGGGCAGCAGCGGACGGUCGAGCACGGCGGGCAGCAUCGGACGGAGGGGUCUGAACUAUCGAGCAUCUACAGGCAGCGGCCUCCAGAUGACAGGCGGUGGCUCCCAAAACAGCAGGAGGUGGACGGGCAGCGGUGGAGAGAACACGCCGGAGAGGAGAGGAAGCCUCGCCGACGCUGGGUCAGACAGGCGCCCACCAAGUGACACGGCGAGCGGAAGCAGCAGCAUGGGCGAGCGCGCCGACGAUGUGCCAGACUUGGACCCUGCCGCGGCACGUCUGGCUAGCAACAGCCUGAUGAAUGCUACCCUGACGAGGGAGAAGAGCGUCAAGAACCCGGACGAAUUGCGCAGGAGAGGCAGUGUCGACGAGAGGACAAUGACGCUUACAUCCGGAAGGCUCUUCAUCGCCAAUCCGGAUUAAUCUAAAUAAAACAACAAACCACAACCCACGAUGGCCGACCCACGUUCGGCGCUCUAUUCAUCGGACUCAUACGGCAUCAACGCCACUGGUCUUCCGAGGAAGAUAUACCGCCAGUCGCUUUUUUCCUUGCUUGUAUUUGUUACUACGCCGGCAUAACAGGACGUCGCAUAUACGGAACGCUCAUCCUGCACACACAAGCCUCCAUCAUCUAUCUCCUACGUUCUUAUUUCUUUCCUUGCGCACAUUGCCGUCAUUAUCAUACACAACAUUGCAUUGCUAGGCGUUUUGAGGAGGCAAUAUAUCAGACUAUAUCAGUCGAGCUCUGGAUCUGCUUUGUGAUUUUUUUAUUUUUUUUAUUGCCCUUCUCCAAUAAGAACGGCCGGUGCUGGCUUGUCUGGAUGAUUUGUCGUUUUCACAAGGAUCUGCUAUCAGCAUAGAUCCUCAGCAGUGUGGUCUUUGAGGCCACGAAUAAUAUAACAUCGUUCACCUAUCUGGUGGCUACUUGUU